CGCCUUUUGUGCUCGGUCGGGACAACAUCGCUUCGAAAAUAUAAAGUAAUCAUUACUUCGAUUUGUCGGUUUGUUGUGUUUAUAUCUCCUGUAGUGCUACAUCUAGUGAACUUUGAUUCUCUUCUGCCCAUUUUAUCUCUUUUGAAGAUAAAGCUUUGGAAUAUUUUUUUUUUUUUAAAUUUUGCAAGCAGCGACUGCCAGACAUUUGAUAUUUUGUCGUUAUCAAAUUGUGUUAUUAAAGUAGGAAACGUUGGGUGUCAAAUGUGGAUUCGACACGGAAUAAAGGAUAUAUUUUACCAACGGUAUUAACGCAACGAGCUUAAGAUAAAAAAACAAAAUUGAAACUACGCCUGAAAAGUCAUAAUGUGGCUUGUAUGAACGCUUAUAAAACGGCCUUAUAAAUUGUACUUUGUUUGCUAUAACAAGUGAAUUGGGUAGAGAAGAAACUGACUUAUUUGCAUGUGACAGCAUCUACUACCGUGCAACGUUCAGUAUAGUAAGUUAGUGCAGCUGUGCAAUCUAUUUCACCGCUGCAAUCUAAAUGAAAAUGUCUGACUUUGAACGAAUACGACUGGUGAUUCUUGGUGGAGCUGGCGUUGGAAAAAGCUGUAUCAUUAAACGUUUCCUCUUCAAAACUUACUCAGACAAGUACAGACCAACGGUGGAGGAUCUGUAUAACCGGGAAUACGAUCUGGGCGCUGUAACGCUAAAGGUUGAUAUACUCGACACAUCUGGGGAGAUGCAAUUUCCUGCAAUGAGGAGACUAUCGAUUGCCACCGCUCAUGCCUUUUUGUUAGUAUUUGCAACCACGUCGGAAAUAAGUUUGGGCUGUGUAAAGCAAUGCUUCGAAGAAAUUCGGGAGCAACGAGCUGAUUUUCAAGACAUCCCUAUGGUGAUUGUUGGAAACAAAAGUGAUCUCAGCAGUACACAUCGAGAGGUUCGCAUCGAGGAUGUUUCUGAAUGGGUGUUCUGUGAGCUGCCCAAACUGAGAGUGAAAGUAAUGGAAUGUUCAGCCAAAGAAGACGUGAACAUUAUCGAUAUAUUCAAAACAUUCGUCUCACUAUCCCGUAUAAUUCCGGCAAACGGAAAUAGCGACUCAACGUCGGGACUGAAAAGGCGUUCAUCUGCUUAUGUUAGUGCUAGUAGUAAAGCAAAAUCCAGAAUCGGAAGUCCGUCCAUUGGUUGUGAAAAAAUGAAAGAAACUUCAUAUCUCACCGCUGGGUGUAGCGAAGCUUCGACCAGUGAUUCAAAGUCCAAACCAAGAUCUAGGUCCCUGAUCCGAAGAUCAUCCAGGAAAACCAAACAACAAAUACAGAACGCGUCCGGAACGGAAGACUGUAAUAUACAGUAAAUUACCUGUUUGAUAUCACAUCAAUCACAUUUUCCGUGCACUGCGAACCAUAACAGCAUUAAUAUAAGUUGUACCUCUUAUUUAUUAUACAUUGUGUUUUAUGACCACAACCAGUAUUUUAUAAAGAUUAUUGUGAAUGAUUCAAUAAUCGAUGCGAAGUGAAUUGUGAUCCGUAAUAAAUUAUAUUAAUUAAAAUCAAAGUAUUAAAAUCCUACAAAGGAUUUACCAACCAACUAGCUUACGGUAUCAGAAGAUAGAAUAAAUCAAACUACAUGAUAAGCUGUAAUCACUAAGUAGGGUAGUUUUGUUGGAGAAUAAGGUGGAUCAGUAUAUCUUCCUUCACGAAGGAAACUUCUAAAGCGGUGUCACAUAAACGAAGUAAGCAAUUGGUAACCUACUAGGAAAUGUAAUGUUUUCGUACUCGUUUGCUGUAAUGUGAACAGUGAGACGAUAAAAUGUGACCAGCGUGCGAUGCGAAGAAUUUAUGAAAAAGGAACAAUAUUCUUAGAUAGGAGCUUGUUGAAAUUUAAACUUGUUGAUUAACAAUAACUAAACUGUAGUUGGUGUGCAUGUUGAAUUUAGUAGUCGCAAUCACGUAUGAUUAAAAGACACAUUCUUUCGUGGCUUUACAACGAUUUGACGAAUCUUCAUUCGACAAAUGUGUCAUAACUUUAUGAAAUGAACACUUACAUCAAAGCUUAUUACAGAUUCAGAAAGUAGGCAAAAUUUCACGAAAGAUUCAAUCAACAUUAACUGAAUAUACUGGAAGAGGAUUGUUUUAUGACCGAUAAUGUAACGUGACGUCACAACACGUGACAAAUCAGAACUUUCAACGUAUUCCAAAAAAAGUCAAAUCAUCAAAUUCUAGUAUAUUCAGAUUAUGUUGAUUGAAUCUUUUGUGAAAUUUUGUCUACUUUCCGAUUCUGUAACAAGUUUUGAUUUAGACGUUCAUUUGAUAAAGUUAUAACAUAUUUGUCGAAUGAAGAUUCGUCAAAUCGUUGUAAAGUCACGAAAGAACGUGUCAUAAAAUGCUUUUCAUUUAGUUUAACUCUGCAAUGAUUUAAUGCUUUCGACUCGAUUCUACGAUAUUUUAACUCUACAUCUCCUGAUUGAUCCAUAUCUAUAAUCCAUAAUAAUACAAAAUGCAGAAGAGGACAAUUUACCAUAAUUUGAUUUUUAUUAAAUAUAUGUGGUCCGUUACUAACGCAGCGUGAGGUUGAAAAGUUUUGAGGUUUUAGGAUUACAUCGCUCACUCACUAUGUACAGCGUGGUUGGAUAAAUUAGCCAAACCGGGUUUUGACACUCCGUGUACACAACAUUCUGUCGUAUACAGGAUGGAACAGCGCCGGGAUCCGUUCCUGCCACACACUUUAUUAUUAUGUGAAUUCCAUGAAAUGAUUCUCACCUAACGUAUGGAGGCUGGUAAAAAUUAAAAAUGGCUUGCAAAUAAGCCUCGGCCGUGUUGAGGCCUGGACACGACACGGGUGUAGUGGGAAUAGCGCUUUAGUUAUUCUAUUUGAAUCCUUUGUAAUUUUUCGUGUGACUAUGUUUAACACAUUCUAUGUGUUAUAUUUACGACCCAAUCUACUUUUAAAAUUAUUUCUAGAAUCCUUUCCCGAAAAAUACAUAUUUUCAAAUCAAAGUGAUAUUUCUUUUAGGAGCUUUUGUAGUUCAUAAAAUUACAAAAUAUUAAUUUCUGGUAACUCGUAAACUAUUUAAACCAUGGACAAACUUUCCAAAUCAUAAACAUCUUUCUAUCGAACAUGUCAAUGUCCACAUAUCGUGCAAAGUAAACGAACAUUCUUCUUUCGGAGAACAUGAAACAAAAGUUUUAGCAUUGAUUGAAAUAAUAUUAUAGAGAAUUAUUUCAAUCGACUAAACAAGAUACUUUAUUCAUUUUAUUAUAUUCUUUUGUAACAAUGUACAAUAAAUGACAUAAUAGAGUAUUAUAAAAAAGGUGCUGUAAGCCUCUAAACAGUAACGUUUCUGUUCACUCGGUAUGUUUUUUUGUGUAACUCGAUUGAAGUCACUCAAAGUUACAGCAAAAAUGUGGCUGCCAGAAACAAAGAAGUAUUCAUCAUUUCAUGCAGUGCUGUGCAUUCCUCUGUGUGGCAUUCUAAUAAUGCACAGACUUUAGUUUGGCUUAGCAAUAUGCACAAUGCUAUAUAUCUAUGCUCCCUGAGAGAGAAUAAUUUAGGUAAAUAAUACCUAGUGGUAACCUUUCUUUAGAAGAUACUCUAAGAUCUAAGUCUUCCACGGUCGCGCAUUAAUCCAGUGGAGUACGAUUUCUGGAUUGCUACAAGCAAACCAUUCCACUUCUAAGUGUGAAACGAUCCCACCACCUUCGUCAUUAAUGUUGAACGGAGAAUUGUACAAAAAUCGAAACGAAAGAACCUUUUUUUCCACACCUUGUUCUAGAUCUUCAUAACAACCAAUAAGCAGUGCUGUAACAAGAUUCUACAUAAGGUGAUUGAUUUUCAUGUAGAUCUAACACAAAGUAUAGGUAGAGAAAAACUGCUUUUUUCGUUUUCAAUAUUCGUGAUAUUCGCCUAAAAUUUGCUUUAUUUUCAGCAAAAACAUACGUUUUAAUUUACAACGACACACUUUAGCUUACUCCCCCAUACACCAGAAAAUGUCGCAUUUUGUCAUACAAUGACCACUAUCACGACCACUACCGCUAAAAAAUACAUAAUUUAUGAACAAAUCCAUUAUUUGUCUGCGGAUGUAAAUCAUUAUUGUCCUAAGUAACCUAUUGUGAUUGAAUCUUUGGCUCAAAAUCUCAUCGAAAUCGCCAGAUAAACAUUUUAAAUAUAGUGACUUUGUCGAAUUAUAUUCAAACCAAACAACAUGUAAGCAUUAAAUGAUUGCAAGUUGAAGAAUUAUUUUAAUGUUUGAUACGUGAUUAGGUCAACUCCUUGUUCCAAUUUUUGUUCAACAAAUUUCGGGGUUAUAUAUGUUGAGGUGCGGGGAAAUAGGGAAAGGUUUGAAUUUUUGAAAAGGUUGUAUUGAAAACUUUGUCGGCAAUCCCAGUCACCGCAACGACGUUUUUUUUUGGAAAGAAAAUAUGAUUUCGGGAUAUUCGCGUUUAAAAUUUCAAAUAUAUGCCACGUGUCGUAAGGGAGCCAGAUGAAAAACGCUGUAUCCUUGGUUUUAUUGUUUGGAUCUCUAUAAAUAGUUCGAUAACAUUCUUCUGAAUUUAUAGUUUAAGGUAGAAGAAUACUUGAAAACCUUCGAUUUUUUGACCGACCUCAACAUAUAUAAUCCCUUUAUUCAGCACAAACAAUGUAGUUCCUCUUGUCUACGCUAUAGCCUCUGUAAAUGUGACCUAUAAAAAGUGCCCGUUUUUACUUGCACAACUGUUCAACGACGUUACCAAACAAUGAUAUCCCUCCAUCACACACAUAGACUCACUGAGAAAUACUUGGCAAUUAGUGCCGUAUCUAGUGUAUGCCAGAAUUAUGUGAAGAUAGAAUGUUAGUCAGAUUCGUAUAAAAGCACAGUUCUUUAGAUCUUCAGCGUUAAACAAUUUUUGAACUGUAUUAUCGAGUUGAAACAAUCAUAUUUAACUCUCUUGUAUCACACCCAUUGUAAUUUUUUUUUAAAUGUUGGAAGUUUAGAAUUUUUAUGCAACAUUUAGUUGACUGAAGCUCUCCUUAACACACCAAUAUAUAGGCUGACGGCAGGACUCUAGAGUCAGGAAAAACUCGUGUAUUGAUUUGGGUCAUACCUUAUUAACUUGAGGCGCUUGGACACAUUACAAACUAAUUUUAUUUAACGAUAUAGCUUAAAUGGCCUGAGUAGCGGUACAUGAACGAAGUAGGAUUCAAAUCAUUUUGUUUCUCUCUCUCUCUCUCUCUCUCUCUCUCUCUAUGAAGGACUUAGACCAAGAACCGCCACCGAUACAGCAUUGACUGGUGGAUCAAUGCCCGGCAAAUACAAUAAGCGACAUAUAUUUGGUCACAUCUUCAUACACGUCACUCUUGUUUUGAAAUUUUAAGAGCACAUACUGCUGUUCUACGCAUAAUUGUCCCAUGUAUACAGGAAAUCCCAUAGAACAUGGGACAAUUAAGCUUAUAACGGCAGCAUACUCCUAUGGCAAUUUGGCAGUAUUAGCUGUUUUUCGUUUUCCGUUUUGUAUACAUCUACAGUUCCUAUUCUCUUGUAACAGUUUUCUCCAUUUUUAGCCUUAGAAAAUGAUGAAGCUUUUUUCACAUUCUGUCUACAAACUUCUUCAUAUCUACCUCCGUCGUCCCGGCUAGCAAUUGUCCACAUAUAUCAUGCCACCUUCUGAUUUAGCAUACAAGCUUUAUGAGGGCAUUGUACAGCUUCGCAUCGAAGAGACCUUUUAUGUUACAUAUCUUUUAGUCUACGAACUAUGGAACGCUGCGGUUGCCGCCAAAGAAUCUCUUCUUUAAGAAUUUAGUUGAUACACCGUGGUUUUAACGUCAAGAGAUAAAGAGUUGGUCAUUUUGUCAGAUAGCCAGGCCGGGUUAUGAGUUUUGGAAUCGAGUUGAUUAACAAAGGAGAAACAUUAUGUUUCGCAUGUCCAGAGCCAUGCUUGGAUUUGGACCUAUAAAUUUUAAGGAAAACCUCGAUGAGUGGAAGCAAAUGAUGAAAACUGGCGUCCAUGUCGUGAACUUCUAUGUUGAUUGAUGGCUGUUGCUAUCCGGAUGCAUCGCGUGGUGUCAGAUGUCACAACGCGGUGUAUUAUUGAAAUGUUGAAUCCGCAGUUUAACAUGGAUCUCUGUUCCAUGAUUCUCUAUGUUAGAGGUGCAGUUUAUUGUACAAAAGAAAUUUGUGUGAAAGUAUUGAUCAGAUAAAAAAUGUCAUGUUAUUGGCGAAGCAUCACCAUCUACUUUUUUAUUCCCUGUGGUGGUCUACCUUGAAAAAUCUUAUGAAGUACCAACUCCAGCCAAUUCAAAUCGAAGCUCGUCUCGUUACACCAGCGCUUCUCGAGACGCUAGCUUAGGUGUUGAUUCAACAUGGACCAUUGCAAGAGUGUACAUCGAUUAAGCUAUCGACACGUGGUCCAAGUUCCAUGGGAAAUGUGCAUGCAGCGCUGUAACAUAUUCCUUCACACCCAUUUGUAAAAAUUAUCAACGUCAUGCUGCAACUCACGGCAAUCCUUAAAACAAGGAAUGUUAUUUUUCCUUAUGACAAAAAAAUUCAAGUCAUCGACGAAGAACAGUUUUUCCCCACAAAUUAAAACGAAAACCACAUCGUUAACGAGAAUUUUCUACAGUGAGAACCAACUAUUCAGAAAUAGUGGAAAAGCUGGAAAAGUAGUUGGAUCAUUUUGCCUUCGGUUUUAUUGUAGGAGUUUGUUGAAUGUGGUUCAUAUAUUCUUUGUACAACAGCUUAUUGUAACAGCGGUACUCAGAGGACAUCAUACAUGCAACGCACGUAGAGCUUUGGCACCAGUUCAUUUUAGAUUCCGCAUAGCUUUAGACCAGGGAGGUUUCCUAGGAGGUUGACAUUUCGCCAAGGAUGUUUCAACACAUCACAACAGUAAUAGGUGGAGAGGACAACGGGUUAGGGUAAUCAUAUUCCUGCAUAGAAGUCUACAUAAGUCCUAAUUGGUAGAAAUAACCAAGGACUACCAUUGCAUCAUUGACUUCUAGAUUGUCUAGAUUGAGCUGCGUAACAUUGUAGUUAAGUUGUUUUCCGGUAGGAAUGUAAGUAGCUCCAGCUACACAACAAAUGGUAAAUACGGAAGAAGAACAAUGUAAACUCCUGCGUCACGACUAUAGAAUCUGUCGUUAUCGCUACGACCGGCACAAUAUCAUCCUUGAAGAGCUGCGUCGAUGUAAUACGAUCUUCAAGCUGCAAUGUUUCUGCCAGAAUGUAUAUGUCGCAGUCGUUGCAACGCGUCCUCGAUUUUCGUCUUUAGUCCUCAGAAUUUCCGUAGUACGAUCUCCACAACAGGCGUUCUGGUGAUGGGAGCGCAGUCUAAAAAUGAUUAUUUUCGAGGUAUUUUGAGCUACAUGAAUAAUGGCGGAGGCAAAUAAAUUGUCUGAAACAUUCACAUUUCUUAAAUCGACAACGCUGAGGAAAACUUUCGUAGAAAUUGUAGGGUUCUUUCACGUAAUUUUUUUUAGUUUCUUCUCCAGCCAGUCAGCACGAUGAACUGUGAUAUCGCAGUUAACGCUGAGACGACAUGCGCUAUGCGAGAAAAACAACGGGGCAUUGAAUCGUUUCAUUAAAUACCAUCAAAUCGUUCAAUGUAGCAAUGAGCGUUUCAGAAAUUUCAUCGGAAUCAAGGCCAGCUUAUAGAAACGUAUUUUUUUGUCGAUCACAAAGCAUUCAAAGACGUUUUGGAAUCUAUUGUGUUAUAAGUUAUCGCAUACGGUAUAAUCAUGCGAUUAUUGACGAUUAACAUACAUACGUCUUGAUGAUACAAUCCUAUGAACAGAUACGUGGCUUAUGGAUCUUCGUAGCUUUCAAACCAAACAUUAAUUUGUAUUGUAAUAUAUUAACUUUUUAACUAGACCUCUAACAAAAAUUUCAAAAUUUGCACUUUUCCUAAUUAUUUGGUCUACAAUUUUUAACCAAAUCUUUGAAGUUAUUGGCACUCCCUUUCGUUUUCAGAUUUAUUAGGUCUUCAUUAUUUAUUACAAGAAAAAUAACAUGCCUGAAAAAAAGAACUAUUCAUAGUGUCGGACAAAACAAUAAGAUCACUAUAUUUAAGAUGGAAAAAUAGUCAUUUUCUAUAUUUUCUUUCUUUGAAUAUCGAGUUAUUUUUACGCAAAACAUUUCAUUUAAUAUUGAGUUCUACAAGAUGACGACACGAAUGAACUCAUGGUGAAUGACGUUCAUGUUUGGCAAUUCUCGGUGGUUUGUUUACUUCGUCAGUUGCAAGAGUGCGAGUGCAACGGGUGCUCAUCUGUUACAUUCGCACUCACGUAACUCCCGUGUAAACAAACCGCCGAGAACUGUCAAACGAAGUUCAUCCGGCUCAUUUUGUGGGGUUGUAUCGGUUGGUGCAAAAACCUAAUUGCGUUUAUUAAUAAAAUGAGAAUAGAACAUAUCCACCGCCUUUGUUAAGAAAUUAAAAGAAAGUAUAUUUGAGCUUCGAAAAAUUGGUGGCAAAACAACAUGACCACUUUAAAACGCCUUUGUAAAAAUGAAUAAAUGAGUUAAUGAUCUAGUCUCAUGAUUCUAUCAUUAGUAUCUGUUAGUAUAACUAAUAUUUGUUUUUAAGUAGAAGGAUCAGCUCUACAGCCACAUUGCGAUAUGUAGUAGUUGGGGUGCCAGAGCAAGCGUCUUGGAUAUCUCUCCACUAUUCUUCAUUAUUUGAGGUGUUUUAGGGACAAUUGCACCAACUCCGAACCAAGAAAACAACCCUCAACCAAAAAAUUCUCUCUUCCGUGCUUAAAUGUACUGUGACUAACAUUGUGAAUUCUCUGAACUUAGAAUUAAUUUCCCAAUUUUUUUUAAUUUUUGAAUAGAGAUGUUUUAAUCUUAGGGUCAUUCGGCUCUUUAUCGGGUUAGAGAAAUCUCUUUAGAAAAAUUUCUAACCCUAUGUGCGGGGUAGGGAAUUGAACCCAGGUGAGCUGCAUACCAGGCAAUCGAUUUACCAACUACGCUAUCUCCACCCCCCUCGAACUAAUCGUUUGCCCUCAGAUCCAACCAUUUAACACCAUUAUUAAUUGUUCCAACUGAUCAGAAGAUGUCUUGCCAUCUUCGGAACCAACCCAUUUUAUUUGCUCUUUGGCGAACUACUGUCGAGUCUCCACUCUCCAGAGGAGGAGUUCUGCAUGACACAGAUUAUUUCAGAUCAACCGUGAUCUUCGAUACUGGUUUCAAUGUAUACAUAGUGGAAAGUUGUUUGAUAGAAGUAUCAUCAACAGCGAUAGUUUUUCUGCGCGUUCUGUUGCUAUACGUGGUUUUGCAUCAUGACCAUCAUGACCAUCAUCGCCAUUUUUGAUAUUUCUCCUAAGUUUAACAUAACAACAAAUAACAAAGGUGGACCUAUUUUGUGCAGCGUGGUCUUUUGACAUUCCUUGAACGUGUCUGAUCAAUUUGCAUCACUUAACUUUUCACGCCACAAAGUUGGUAACGCUCACUAUCACAUAAUUACUAGUAUCCACCGCUUGAUGACAUCACCUUAAUCAUAACGUCGAGGAUAGUGGCGCAAAAAGAAAUGUCAACGCCUCAGUGAUCUUAUUGUUUCGUUCGUAACUAUACAUCUAUUGUGAGAUUUUUUAUAAAGUACAAUUUCCUACGCAUAAAAUACUAAUAUUAGUCCAAAAUCUUACACUACAAGCAAAAUACUAUUAUCCUAUAAUUGGAAUAACAUAUGCUGUUACAGGUUUUGUUGUUUGAUACUCUAUGCUUUUAGUACAACUAAAUAAAGCUUUCAUAAAAAUUAAGGCGGUCUUGUAAGAGCUUAAUCAGAAUUUCAAACACACUUUUUGGGUACAGGAUAGUCACAACCAUUCACAAUACAAGUCCCAUUUAAACUAAUAUACCCAAUUGAAUUCUUAGCUCUAACUUUUUUUUUAAUUUUAAGGAUAUAUUACUAUCUGACCAACCAAACCAUGAAGUAUUUGAAAAGACUAUACAAAUAAUAUCAUAUUGCUCUAAUUAUUACACCGUAAUGUAAAUUAGCUCAGAAUUCCCUUUUGAUAGCUCCCAGUGACGUAAUUCACGCUCACUAAGUGUACAAGUACGAAAGUUUGUUAAUAUUUGGAUGGUUAUACAACAAAACAUCAUAUUGAAAAUAAUGAUGAUCUGUAUGAUUAGAUCGUUAUCAUGAAUAGCUUGCAUUUGGAUUAUUCCUAAGAAUUGUUGGAAUGCUAAAAAAUAAAUGAUAAAAAAUAUAGAA
Molecule: messenger RNA, 10178 nt
Organism: Topomyia yanbarensis
Lineage: Eukaryota; Metazoa; Arthropoda; Insecta; Diptera; Culicidae
Product: GTP-binding protein Di-Ras1
Exons: 6
Coding region: 542-1351 (269 amino acids)
Molecular function (GO): GTP binding; GTPase activity
Source: RefSeq, a predicted model, not a curated record